UUUUACACUUGGUUAUGCAAUAUGUCAAAUUCCGUAAACAUUCCGUAUGUCCUAUCAAAAUUACGCAAUGACGUGAAAAGUUAAAAACUGUUAAAGAGCAAGUAAUAUUUUAAUAUAUUACACUAUUUACAAGCCGGAUUGACAUUUCUUGGUACUUGUUUACUCAGGUUUUGUAUUGAGGUUAUCUUCCGGGGUACCUGAGUGUCAAUCUUUACCUAAGUGGUAUAUUGAGAUUUUCGUUACUCAACUAUGCACCAGAAAGGACGUGUUAUCAUUUGACCCUGGAACAGAAUGUCUGCGAGGACGUCCCUAUCUGUGUUUUCUCUCCUGAGUUUUAUUGCAGUUGUUUUCCCAUACAACCUUGUCAUCAUCCAUACCAAUGAUGUACACGCACACAUUGAGGAGAUGAACAAAUACGCCAGCUCUUGUAAAUCCGAGGAAAAGGCAAAAGGAGAGUGUUAUGGCGGAGUUGCACGGAGAUUUACGAAAAUUAACGAGAUUCGAGACCAGGAUCCCGACCACACGCUUCUCUUGGACGCUGGCGACCAGUUUCAGGGCACACUAUGGUUCAACAUCUACAAAGGGCAAGAAGCGUUUAGAUUUAUGAAUGAAAUGAAAUACGACGCGAUGAGUCUGGGAAAUCAUGAAUUUGACAACGGCGUGGGCGGCUUGAUCCCAUUCAUGGAAAACGUUUCUUUCCCAAUAGUCUGUUCCAAUCUUGACACAUCUGAACAACCAAAUAUGCGAGGAUUAUGCAACUCUUCAAUAAUACUCAAUAAAGGCGGCAGGCGAAUUGGUAUCAUAGGGUAUCUUAUUGAGGAAACCGCCACCAUAUCUAACCCAGGGCCUCAUGUGCAUUUCAACAACGUUAUUGAUACCGUCAAAAUGGAAGCACAGCGUUUAAAACCCUACGUGAAUAUCCUCAUUGGGAUCGGACAUUAUGGUUAUGGAAAUGAUAUCAAGUUAGCGGAAGCCGUACCCGACCUGGACAUCAUUGUAGGGGGCCACACUCACACGUUUCUGUACAACAUGACAGGGCCUUUCCCCUCCAAUGAUAAACCUGAAGGACCCUACCCUACCAUCGUAGAUCAUGGCUCAAGUAAAACAUUAGUAUUGCAAGAUUAUUUUGCCGGAAAAUAUCUAGGAUUUAUUAACGUGACCUUUGACUCUAACAACCACGUGGAUUCCUGGGAGGGUUUGCCAAUCCUGCUGGACAAUUCAACAAAGCAAGAUCCAGCUAUAUUGGCCGAAGUUAUGAAGAUGGGUAAAUUAUUGGAAAAAGAAAAACAGCUGACAGUGGGGUACUCCACGGUGUACCUUGAGGGCGAUUCAAAGAUUUGUAGGCUGCGGGAGUGUAAUCUUGGAAAUUUGAUAACGGACGGAAUGGUCAGUUUUCACGCUCGGAGGAUUCCACUGAAUGAGUUUUGGAGCGAUGCUGCUAUUGCAAUACUAAAUUCUGGUGGAAUAAGAGCACCAAUUGAAAGAGGAAACAUAUCUCGUGGAGACGUGUUGACAACGAUGCCGUUUGGAAACAAUGUAGAUCUCAUUAAUCUCCAAGGGAAAUAUCUACGACAAGCUUUAGAACAUUCGGUAGAGCGAUAUGACAGGCUGAACAGAGCCGGAGCAUUCCUUCAAGUGUCAGGACUGCGAGUAACUUACGAUUUAUGUAAACCGGCUGGCCAGCGAGUUGUAUCCGCCUACACGCGGUGCCGGCAAUGCGUGAUGCCGCGAUACUCUCCCCUGGAUGAUAACAAAAUAUACACCAUCGUGGCAAUUGACUUCGUCAUACGAGGAGGGGAUGGGUUUCAAGUUAUUCAGGAGCAUCAUACAAAUCACCAGCGAUUCAAUGACAUUGACAGCGAUGUGUUUUCCACUUAUCUUCAAUCCAAUAGCCCAAUUAUAAAAGGCGAGGAAGGAAGGAUAACUCUUCUGGAAGACUGUACUAACAGUGCAAGAUUUCUCCAUCCUAACAUAUACCUAUUUCUUAUCACUGCGCUUUACGUCUUUGUUAAAUGUUUGUAGAAGAUCUGCGUACUGUAUGAAUGCUUGUACAGUUGUAUUUUAGAGUGUUUCGUGUAAACGGCAGUUUAUCAACUGAUGGACAACACUGAAGUUAUAUCAUUAUGGUAUCUUGAAUUUGUCUGUUUCUCCUAUUCGAGCUUCCAGGGAAAAAUCACUUCUCAAAAACUGUUAUCCUUUUUAGCUCACCUGAACCGAAGGUUCAAGUGAGCUUUUCUGAUCACAUUUUGUCCGUCGUCCGUCUGUAAACUUUUUACAUUUUCGACUUCUUCCCCAGUACCACUGGGCCAAUUGCAACCAAACUUGGCCAAAAGCAUCCUUGUGUGAAGGGCUUUCAAGUUUGUUCAAAUGAAGGGCCAUGUCCCUUUCAAAGGGGAGAUAAUCACAAAAAUGCAAAAAUAGGGUGGGGUCAUUUAAAAAUCUUCUUCUCAAGAACCACUGGGCCAGAAGAGCUGACAUUUACCUGAAAGCUUCCUGACAUAUUGCAGAUUCAAGUUUGUUCAAAUCAUGGCCCCCGGGGGUAGGAUGGGGCCACAAGGGGGAUCAAACUUUUACAUACAAAUAUAUAAGAAAAAUCUUUAAAAAUCUUCUCAAGAACCACUGAGCCAGAAAAGCUGAUUUUUACAUGAAAACUUUCUGACAUAAUGCAGAUUCAAGUUGUUCAAAUCAUGGCCCCCGGGGGUAGGAUGGGGCCAUAAGGGGGAUCAAAGGUUUACAUACAAAUAUAUAGGAAAAAUCUUUAAAAAUCUUCUUCUCAAGAACCACUGAGCCAGAAAAGCUGAUUUUUAUGUGAAAACUUUCUGACAUUGUGCAGAUUCAAGUUUGUUCAAAUUAUGGCCCCCGGGGGUAGGAUGGGGCCACAAUGGGGAUCAAAAUUUUACAUACAAAUAUAUAGGGAACAACUUUAAAAAUCUUCUUCUCAAGAACCACUGAGCCAGAAAAGCUGAGAUUUACAUGAAAGCUUCCUGACAUAAUGCAGAUUCAAGUUUGUUGAAAUCAUGGGCCCCAGGGGUUGGAUGGGGCCACACUUACCUACCUAUCCUCUUCGAGCCAUGGUUGGCUCAUAAGGCUUGACAGCAUCUUCUACCAUCUCACUGUCAUUUGCUACUGUAACUGCUUCGCUCCAUUUUUCAAGGGGGAUCAAAGUUUUACAUACAAAUAUAUAGGAAAAAUCUUUAAAAAUCUUCUCAAGAACCACUGAGCCAGAAAAGCUGAUUUUUAUAUGAAAACUUUCUGACAUAGUGCAGAUUCAAGUUUGUUCAAAUCCUGGCCCCCGGGGGUAGGAUGGGGCCACAAUAGGGGAUCAAAGUUUUACAUACAAAUAUAUAGGAAAAAUCUUUAAAAAUCUUCUUCUCAAGAACCACUGAGCCAGAAAAGCUGAUUUUGACAUGAAAACUUUCUGACAUAGUGCAGAUUCAAGUUUCUUGAAAUCAUGGUCUCCGGGGGUAGUAUGGGGCCACAAAGGGGAUCAAAGUUUUACAUACAAAUAUAUAGGAAAAAUCUUUUAAAAUCCACUGAGCCAGAAAAGCUAAUUUUUACAUGAAAACUUUCUGACAUAGUGCAGAUUCAAGUUUGUUCAAAUCAUGGCAUCCGGGGGUACGAUGGGGCCAGAAGGGGGAUCAAAGUUUUACAUACAAAGGUAUAGUUAAAAUCUUCUCAAUAACCACUGAGUCAGAAAAGCUGAUAUUUUUACAAGAAAACUUUCUGACAUAGCGGAGAUUCAAGUUUGUUCAAAUCAUGGCCCCCGGGGGUAGGAUGGGGCCACAAGUGGUGGGGGGGGGGGGGUGUCGGUGUCAAAGUUUUACAUACAAAUAUAUAGGGAACAUCUUUUAAAAUCUUCUUCUCAAGAACCAUUGGGCCAAAGAAGUUGACAUUUACAUGAAAGCUUUUUGACGUAGUGUAGAUUCAAGUUUGCAAAAAUCGUGGCCUCCAGGGGUAGUUGGGUCCAUAAUAGGGACUAAGGUUUUACAUGCAAAUAUUUAUGGAAAGUCUUCAGAUAUGGGCCAAGGUGACUCAGGUGAGCGAUGUGGCCCAUGGGCCUCUUGUUUAAAGUUAUCAUUUCUGUUCAGAUGAAUAGGACUAAAAUUAAUUAUCAAUACAUGAUAUGUUCAAUGUAUUACAUGUAUAAAACUUUUUGAAAACAUUA
This is a messenger RNA of Ostrea edulis (European flat oyster), 4165 nucleotides long. RefSeq names its product snake venom 5'-nucleotidase-like. Gene Ontology annotation, molecular function: nucleotide binding; hydrolase activity, acting on ester bonds; metal ion binding. Gene Ontology annotation, biological process: nucleotide catabolic process. The coding region runs from base 292 to 2022 and encodes 576 amino acids. The record is from RefSeq and is a predicted model, not a curated record. The transcript is spliced from 9 exons. NCBI's taxonomy places the organism in Eukaryota, Metazoa, Mollusca, Bivalvia, Ostreida, Ostreidae.